This is a messenger RNA of Blepharisma stoltei, 953 nucleotides long. The record is from the annotation of a GenBank genome assembly. Lineage: Eukaryota; Ciliophora; Heterotrichea; Heterotrichida; Blepharismidae.
AUGAUUUCUCUCAGCCAAGAUCCUGCAAAUAAAAUAUUUUCUCAAGAUCUUUCAGCAAAAAUAUCUGCAAUUUGAAGAAGAGCUAAUGACACAGAAACAGAGAAAGAUUUCAGAAAAACUUGCUCAUGAUAUGAAAGCCAGAGCUCUCCUCCUAAUCCUUCACUAAAAAAAGCUUAUCAAGAAUACCUUGCUCCACCUCCUGUAAUUGGAAUAAAUAUUAAUAAAUUUUCUAUUUUUGUGAAGGUUAAUCCCCUUUAAAUUGGAAAAAAAUUGUUUUUUUAUAAAUAAAUAUGAAAAUUUUAUAUUGGUGAAAAUAUUUUUUUAUAAAUAUAUUUUAAUAUAAAAAGCACAAGUAGAAUAUUAUUAAAGUAGCUUUAAUACUAAAUCGGCUUACUUUUAAAUUAAUUUUUCAUAAAAUAAUUAAAAAAUCUAAAUAUUGCGUUAUGUCUUUAAAUUUUAGAAUUUUAUUUUCAAAGACAAAUAACCCCUUUAAUUUGACAGUAUUUUUGGUCCAAUUUAAAGGCAACAAUUAGUGCUUAUCAUCAAAUCACUUCUAUUUACAAUAUUAGAAAUGAUACCAGCAGAACUUAUUUGUGCAUUUACGACUCAGAAAGUGAAAGAAAAAGCACAAAAUCACUGGAUUCAUCAAAAUCAUUAGACCACGGUAGCUGCAUUGCUCUGCUUCCAAAUGGAAAAUUAUUCUGUUUUGAUAGGCAUCAUCCGCAUUCAGGGAUCACUUUUAUAAUUGAUAAAAAUUAUAAAGCUAAAAGAUUACAAUCUGGAACAAUAUAAAAUUUUUAAUUUAUUUUUUUUAAUUCGAGUUUUUUAAUUUUUUUAAUAAAUAAAAACUAUCUGUAGCACCUUGCUGCUUAUCAUCAGCUAUUUAUUUCGGCAAAAAUGCUUAUUGCUUUGGAGGAUUAUUUAUUGUUCAUGUGCUGAUCAGAUUUACCUAA